AUGAGCUCAUCUCUGCCUAACGUGUACGAUUCCCCAUCUCGACCUCGGUUCUGCCGACAGGUUGCGUCGGACCUUAUUCAAGAGACGGCCCAGAAGCUUCAAUACAAGUCUAUGCCUGAACACUCAUUCAAUGUCUUGAUGCCUUGCAGGGCACCUGCAAUACCAGAAUUUGUAAAGAAUACUACUGCAUCGUCGAAGGUGUUCCUUCAAGGACCUUUCCCCGCAUAUCUGUUUGCCAAUUACCUAAACGAACGCUUGCAACAUCGUGCUGCUUAUUUAGUGGUAAAGGAUGAAGUUACAUCACAAAGCAAAUACGAUGGGACCCCUAAGCAAAUACAUCCGACGUUCUAUUUAGAUUACGUGCGUUUUUGCUCUGGCAAAGAGAAGGAGAGCGUGUUACAUUUGAACAGUAUGUUUGACGCGCAGUUUUAUAAUCCGUUCGCGUGGGAUGUUCGGCUAUCGCCUGCUACUGCAAUCUUCGACGGGAAGUUGCUGCCCGAAGUUACAACCCAUGCGCAGGUUUUCGUCCCGGCAUUAAGCACAAUUACUAUCUUUGUUGGCUUUCAGGACGGAACAGCGCCCCACAAUACUGAAUGGCUACAGCCGGAGCCAGGUCAACGCCUCAUCGGAUUCCCCGUUUCCGUUCAUUCUUGUCCCACCUACCAGGAAAUGCAAGUAAAGCUCGAGAAUCUAGAUCCUAGCCCACCUCGUCAUCCCAAUCCCUUGUUUUCAAUGACCGUACACGUUCUCCUCGAUGGGAUUUUUCGAGGAAUGUGGGAGGCAUUCCCGAAAGAAUGCUGGGCAGAGCUCAGCCUUCGCGAAAAGUUCAUUCUCGCAACGAGACUUAGUCGACGUCGCCACGAUCAACUACCAACACCGGAUUUCCUCAAUGCAGCUAUUCAUUUCGAAAUAAAUGGUUGUGAAUUCCAAAACGGAGUUCACGUUGGAGAAGCACUUGCGGAGGCACAUGCACGUUUAGAUCACUAUGCGUUUGGAGUAACGCACAGUAGCAGGGGAAAACCUGUUGAGUGUGUGAGGGUGCUUGACUUCUUGGGUGAUCAAGCGCGAUUCAAAGGAUUGAGAUGGACAGGCCUCAAGGUUAUUGGUGAAGCGUUCUACCUGAGUUGUGCUUAA
Fomitiporia mediterranea MF3/22 is the source of this 1134-nucleotide messenger RNA. RefSeq lists its product as uncharacterized. The transcript has 3 exons. The coding region runs from base 1 to 1134 and encodes 377 amino acids. Lineage: Eukaryota; Fungi; Basidiomycota; Agaricomycetes; Hymenochaetales; Hymenochaetaceae. The record is from RefSeq and is a predicted model, not a curated record.